Heterostelium album PN500 is the source of this 498-nucleotide messenger RNA. RefSeq lists its product as uncharacterized. NCBI's taxonomy places the organism in Eukaryota, Evosea, Eumycetozoa, Acytosteliales, Acytosteliaceae. The coding region runs from base 1 to 498 and encodes 165 amino acids. The record is from RefSeq and is a predicted model, not a curated record. The transcript has 2 exons.
AUGUCAAAACAAUCAAUCUUUUUAAUUUUAUUAUUAAAUAUUCUAUCUUGCUCUUUGGUACAGAGUGGUGAUUGUAUUCAGCAAUUGGCAAAAUAUAUGGAUUUUGAAGAUCAUACAAUACAGAUGACAGCUGUCAUGAAAACAGGUCAAGUUUAUUACACUCGUCAAAGGAUCACUGGAUAUCCAAUUGGGACUUCCCCAAAUUUAAAUUUCAUAACAAACAUCGAUAAUUUCCCGGUGAGGAGUGCCGAUGACAAUAAGUGUGUUAAUGGUGGAACUUCUCAGCCAUUUACCAAACCUAUCACCAGUUGCUAUGAAAGUUGUUUUAGAAUCUAUCCAUACGGCAAAUUCGUAUUUCACCCAGUAUGGAUUCUUCCAGGUGACUCUGGCUACGUCUUCAAUUUGACUUGCACUCCCAAUUCCUCUGUGAUGUAUGGUCAAUCACAAGUUCACACAUCAUCGACAUUUUUGUCAAUCUUAAUAGUUGAGAUAAAUUGA